Amoebophrya sp. A25 is the source of this 5430-nucleotide messenger RNA. The record is from the annotation of a GenBank genome assembly. Lineage: Eukaryota; Dinophyceae; Syndiniales; Amoebophryaceae.
GAAGAGCCAGCGCAGACCACCACAGCUUUCUCCACCAAUAGAAAACACCCCACUAGAUUCAGUGAAGAAGUACCUGCUGCAGUUCCUGAAGAAUUCGACGACGAUGCGGUGGUGACGGAACGAGUCAAGAAUGUACCAGAAGAAGUAGCUACUGUAGUAACAGGAGUAGUUGUUGUAGAUGAAAGGACGCCGACGGGAAACGAGCCACAAGAAGAACUGGGUGACGAAGUUCCUGAUCACGGUCCUGUGGAACUAAAGCAACCUCAAGGCACGAGUCCGACUUCUCAAGGCAGCAGUCCUACAAUGGUUGCGCGAUAUGGAACAGCAACAUUUUCGAAUAGGACGCCAUCUAAGAAAAAGAAUCGCGACAACAUAGGAGAAAAACUUUCUUGUUCACCUGGUGAUAGACAACAAGGCGGUCAGGGAGAGGAGCUCGAGCCAUCUUCAAGGGAGAAGCAGAACGAACGUUGCGACCAAAGGGAGAAGUACAGAGCAGAAGACGAUGACUGCAAGUCUGCAGGUCCAGCAGCAGCGGGUAGCAUUUCGACUCCAGUGGCCGCGGUGGAGCAAGCUGAGGAGAGCAAGCCUGUCGCUCUUUAAGAUAUUGCUACUUAUUUGAUGGCUAGUAGUUCUAGUUCCUCAACAAUCUUCAGGCUAGAGGAGAUGGAUUAGAUUCUUCUUCGAUCAUCAUAGUCACAAGCUGAUCGUGAUGAUAUUGAUAGCAAUAGCUAGAGAUAAAGAAUGCUCCUAACUGCUCACUUAUCUGUCGUUAGGAAGCAAAGGCAAAGGCUAUCCAAUAAAACAAAAAAUCCACUGACCACUGCUCUAAUUGUCACACGUCAACAGCAUGAAUAUCAGUUCGCCGCCAAAGAAGAAGCGCAGGAGGCGCAAGUCAUCUCUUGUGCCUCUGCCAGAACACGGAGAGUUUUUACGAGAACGCGAAGAUUUUGUUCCAUAUGAUGAAGAACAGAAAGAUUCCAAAAAUCACAUUAUAUCAUCUGAGAAUAAAGCGGACCACACAUCUGAGCCUCAUGAUACUAGGACGAAGAACAACACGAAGAUGAACGACAUAGACGAAGAUAAUUCUACUAGGAAUUUUCCACCACAACAAGAAGCAGAAGAAGAAGCACAAGGACCUUAUUUACGAGACGGCACUGAGAAGAGGACGUCAAACGAACUAGACGACUACAAGGACGUGAAUUUGGUGACUAGUUUUUCCGAGGUUUCCUCUGUAGGCUCAUCAGACGGCGAAGAAGACAGUUUCGGCAGCAACGUCGAGCAUCACAUCAUAGCAACUCCAUACUUUACGUCAAAUGCACAGUCGCUUACUGUGGCAGAACUACAGGGUGUCAGUGCGAAUGAGCAGACUUCUUCCGAACAGCAGAAAGACGGACAGGAGUUUGGUACCAGGACAUCAUCGGAAAGUAGGGUUUUUGGACAAGAUCCACAGAUGAAGGAAGCAGUUUCAUCUUCAAGUGGGAAUAGCACUGUGGGUACUACUACUAGAGGAGCUCCUGGAGACGCACAGCAUGACGAUCAAGGUGGUAGAGCAUCGGGUAGUAGGUUCGCAGUACACAGUACGAGUACAACCGAGAAGAUGAACGCCACACAAGUAGCACGAGGUGGAAAAAAACUUGAUCUUGGUGAUGGAGGAGAGGAAGACCUCCUUUCGGAAAAGGGGACCGGAAAGGAGGGCGAUCCUCAUGAGCCAGCAGCCGAGCGGUUCAAUUCAGUUGUUGAAGUAGUACAAUCUUCCGUAGUUGAAGAAAAGUCUUCAUUCUCUGACAUCACGCAUAAAAAUCUUGCUCAUGAUGCCAGCAGCCCCAGUACUGUGACUGUCGAGGAACAGCAGAAAAACGAAGAGCCCCCUGCUGUCGACUUAGCGAGCUCGGUACAGGAUGGCGUGUCCAGACUCUUGGUCUUAGCUGAGCUUGAGGAAACAAGAAGAAAAACGCAGAAGUUACAAAGCCAGUGCGAAUUACUGCACAUGGAGAAUGCACGGCUCCUAAGACAACAAGGAGGUGCACUUAUGUUGGGAACAUGAAUGUUGUAGUAACUUGUCGUGCUUAGUCUUUUUAGUGUAGUUCUUCUUGCAGAAAUAUAUAGAUGAAUGUGUCAACAUCUCACUACACUGAGGUCAAGCCACGUCUAACAACACGCCAUCAGUAUCACCUCUGGCGAUUUCUAGUGCGCAGUUGCAGCAGCUAAAGAGAACUUCGCCGACCUUUUCAAGCGCCAGAACGCCAGCAGAGCAGGGUCCUGUAGCUCCUCUAGGGAGUCUUCUACAUAGCAGAAACUUGAUGGCUAGUGCACCCUCAUCAAAAGGCACUGUUGUCUCGCAUACGCCGUCAUUUCGGGAUAUGCCUAAGGCGGAUCCAAGACUUGGCCUAGAGGCUUCGCCAUUGGCCAUGACUUCACAUUUUCCAAUGGCUUCAGCUACGAGACCUCAGAUCAUUAAGGCCUGAACUGGUUCUCCCCAUACUAGCGAUGAAGCGAAUCAGGAUCAAAAUUUGUUCUAUGGAAGUGGUCGUCACAGUGAGUUCAGUGUCCGUUUUCUGCCCUUUCCUUCUAACCAGCGCACUCACAGUACUCGUCACCGUGAGAAAUACGAAAGGAUGCGUGCUGAAGGGUAUUUUUUGAAGCUUAUCCUGGUCAAGGCUGGUGAUGUGGUAGUGGAUGCGGCGACUGAGGUCCUUCUGGCAGAAGACGAUGGCGAUUGCACUGGGGGUGCGGAUGCAAGACAGCUUCUGGUAGGAAGAACAAGAAGAGAAGAUGAAGAUAUAUGUGCUAGAGGCGGUUGUAGUACUCAAGAGCGUAAGAAAUCCCCGUUGGAACUUCAAGGUGGUGAAGAAGUGUGGAAUAAAAUAGAUGCCGUAGGAGGAAGUGACAAGAUAACGACUGUCAAGGUGAUGAACAAGACUCCCUCUUCUAGUACGUGUUCGAUCUCAUCAAAUAGUAGAAGCAACAAACGAGAACCACACUAUUCAUACACUGGUGCGCCCACAGGACGAGAGACAGCAGGAGCUGGGGCUACACCCUCAUCUUCUACAACAACAACUCGAACUAGAACUAGAAGGCAAUCAUCUACAUCUUUCGAAAGGGCUGCCCUUUUGGCAGAUGAUUUCGUUGCCUUUUUGCGACAUUUGCGUCGUCGAACUAAGCCGUCAGCCAAGUGCAAGCAACUGGAGACUGGGGUGAUCAAUUUUCUGGAAUUAGAUCAGAAGGACAGCACGAAAAGGAACGCCGCAGCUCUGUCGAUUCGGGUCUGGUUACGCGCCACCUUUGCGUCGCUUACUUGUACUAGAGAAGCGCUUGAAUUUGUCCGCGAACGAGGCAUCCUCCAUCUUCUGGCUGAAGCGGCGCGGUUGUCAAUGAGGCAAACUUUGAGCUUGUAUUUCUCGCUGUGGCGAAAUCUAGUUCUCACACCUGCGAGGGUAGCUUGGCGUCUAUCUUGGAGCUUUGUGCCUUUGAGACUACUCGGAGGUUGGGCACCAUCUACUCCUACUUCUUCUCACCUGAACUAUGAUAAGAAGAGCAUGGUAAUGGGGAGUGUAGUGGUUGACGAACAGCAUCAAGGAAUCGCGGAACCAGUAGACCCAGUACAACUACAGGGAGGUGGGGAAGCAGAGCUUCUUCAUGAAGAAGAACAUGAGGUGCAAGAAGAAGAACAUGAGGUGCAAGAAUUACAGGUAGUGCAGGUUGUAGGAGACCAUCGUGAGCAGGAUGGGGAUGCCCACUUUCUUCAUCAGCAUGCUACUUCUAUUGAGGAGGUAGAAAAACUUGGUGAACAAGGACAGCAAUCAGUGCGAAUACAACGAGGAGACGUGAACGAGGUAAGAAGUGUUGUUCAGGUUGUUCUUGAUCAAGUAGAGCCUCUAGUGUCCGACGGAAAAGCAGCAGGACGUGGAGGUGGGUUAUCUUCAUCUGUGAAACAAGCUGACGUGAGCGAUGACAAAGUGCAGCUUCUGUUUCCUUCCUCAGACGAUGGCGUUGACUCCUGUAGUGCAGAACUUGUGCCCCCAUGCACAGACACGAGAGGAAGCCAAUAUGGCUCUGUCGUCCACGAACAUCGACUGGGGGUAGACGCUUUUCUGCUUCCUAGUUCGUCGAACUCGGAGUUAUGUUUGACAUCAGUAACUAAUUUUUCCCACUUGACGGCGAGACGAUUCAACCACUUCAUGCCGGACUUUCUCAUGAUCAACAAUCACUUACAUCUGGGUUACAACAUCAUAACUAUUCUCUUAGUCUAAAAUGAUAGUCUCUAAUUUAGAGAUGAUGUCUCUAAUAGAGAUGAUGUCUCUAAGUCUAAUAGAGAUGAUGUUCUUCAGGUAGAAUUACUAGAUUAGUUACCGAUUCAUCUCACCACUUCUAACAAAAGCUGAAGGAGCUUUCGAGGCGCCACAUCCUCAAGCCGUGUCGUCAAAUACUACAACCGCUAGACCAGGACCAGGGCCACUCUCGCUGAAAAGCGAAACUAAGAAAGUCGGCAUCUUGGAUCUCCCGAGACUGGGAUUCGACGCUGCUAUGUUCGUGCCCAGGCUGUACGUACGCGGUGUGGGUUACGUUGGAGAUACGACAGCACGUGCAGUGAAGUCGCUAGUGGUAAAGAACAACGCUUCCUCGAGUAGUUGAAGACGAUGAAGAUGACGACUGAACACAGCUAGGUUUUACAUCAAUGAACUCAGAAACCACAUAUCAUGCUUCUGUUUUGUUUAAGUAGUCCUACAUGCUCUCUCGAGUGUGCUUUUUGCAACACUAGACAGCAAUUUUCCGACCAUGUCAAAAAACAAUGACAUCUAUCUUCCUUCUAUUUAGACAUCGCCUCGCUGUAUCAGUGCUAGAGAAAUCUUUUUCACAUCAUCAAACACAAACGCAAACUACACAGAGAAGAGAAACAACAACAUUGUUUAUAAGCCAAAUAAACACAUCACAAGUUGUAGGUAACUCUCAAAAAAUAGAAAUACAAAUUCCAUAUUCCUUAUCGCGUAUACCUUGUUUUUUAAUCUAUUGAUAUUGUCUUGCGGUCACGACGUUCAGCAGCUUGAGUUCAACUAGCACCUCAGCCUGGUUCAUCUCCUUAUUCUUCUCUAAAUACAGGGGUAAUAAUGCCAUCACUCUUUCAUUAAUAAUCUAUUAAUGUUGUCUUUUAGUUUUGUUAGGUGCAGGUGCCGGUGGGGCUCGUUGUGCAGGAUCCAUAACCUAACCUAACCUGUUAGUUAGAAAAUCGGUAGGGGUAGGUGCUCUAGCAUUGCGAUUGUUUCAAAAAUGUAUCCAUAAGUAUUGAAUCAAUUUAUAUGUACCACUAUUUGACACGUCGACACGACCACAAGAUGAACGAAGGCCUAUCAUUUCAUGAAUAAUCAGUAGCCACUAGCAGUUCCGAAACAAGGUACUACUUGUUGAGGCAACCAGCCACGUCUUCCACUCCAC